Actinia tenebrosa (Australian red waratah sea anemone) is the source of this 2734-nucleotide messenger RNA. Its product is annotated as centrosomal protein of 76 kDa. Gene Ontology annotation, cellular component: centriole. NCBI's taxonomy places the organism in Eukaryota, Metazoa, Cnidaria, Anthozoa, Actiniaria, Actiniidae. Gene Ontology annotation, biological process: regulation of centriole replication. The record is from RefSeq and is a predicted model, not a curated record.
GAAUGUUUGUUUUGGAAAUUUUCGAGGGUAAAAAAAAUUCUUUUCUCCUUAAAUUAGAAUGACUUUGCCGCCAGAAAAAGUCCACGAGCUCAAGCAGAUUAUCCACGAUCAUAUGUCACACGCUAGUAUUCAUUCAAGGAUUCAAAGUUGUGUAGAAGAGUCGUUUACUGGAGAGAAUAGAGACAUUGAUGAAGCUGGUCUUCUUCAAGCUUUGAAGGACAAGGGUGUCGUAGACGAAGUUAUGAAGUCUUUGAGGUUUGAAGGCCUUGGUAGAGAGCAGAGGAAAGCUCGUUCUCCGAAGGAAAAGAGAAGAGAAGUCUUUGAGGAGAAAGAAUCACCGAAAAUUGGUAUAGACCCUACCAAGAGGUACCUAUAUCUACAGGUGCUGGGAGGUAAGGCAUUCUUGGAGCACCUACAGGAUCCUGAGCCAAUACCUGGAAGAGUGACCUCAACAUUCACGCUUCAUAUUCACUUUAGAGGUCAAAGGUUUAGGUCUAGAGCUGUGCCGUGUGCAUGUGAGCCUGAUAUAUGUGAAGGUUUCCUUCUUGAGCUGCAAAAGGACCAAUUACCCAACAAAAUGGCUGACACUGCUACACUACUGUCCAUGUCUGACACCAUCCAUAUGGUACUCAUCAAGACAGACCCUGCCGGAGACACAACACUGGUUGGUUCUCAUUAUCUACACUGGAGGAAUGUUCUGUUCUCUUCAUCAGGCAGACUUUCCUUUCCUCUAGAACUCAAUGGUGUUGGAACAGAGUCAAAAGUCCCUGUGGGCAUCCUAGACAUCAAGUUUGAAAUGAUUCCUAGACUUGCUCAGAUUCUUACACAAGAAGUAGUCAAUGCACAAAUCAAUUUGGAACAUAACAGAAUAGCUGAGCGUGAGCGUCUAUUUCUCAUUUACGCCAAGCAGUGGUGGAGAGAAUACCUACAAAUCCGGCCCUCACAUUCCAACAGACUAGUAAAGAUAUUUGCACAAGAUGAAGUCGCAACCAAUAGGCCAGUGUGCUGGUUUGUUAAGCCGUUAAGGGCUGGAAGACUGCUGGACAGUCCAAGACAGGCAGCUAGGUUUGUCAGUCUACUGGGAUACGAACAUACACCAUCUGUUGGGGGAGGGAGGACUGAGAUGUGGAGUAGCCUGCAUGCUUUCUUGUGUAAGGGAAAGGGGGAUUAUGAAGACCAUGCUGUUCUAUUAUGUAGUCUACUCACUGGGUUUGGGCUGAAUGCAUAUGUCUGUGUUGGUACUAAAGCUAAAGGUGCCGCACAUACUUGGGUAGUCACCAUCAGCCCUGAUGGGGAAGCAGCAUUCUGGGAAAGUCUUACUGCUCACAGAUAUGUUCAUCGACCAAUAAAUCCUGAUGACCCACCGCUAGAUAAACAGACCCAGCCGUCACAUCCAUAUAGAACAGUUGGGUGUGUCUUUAACCACAAGGAGUUUUAUGCUAAUAGUCAGCCUACUGAUGCAGUAGAUUGUUGUCAGUUUGAGUUACACAAUGAAUCGCUAUGGAAAGCCAUGAGUGAAGAAGCAAUAAAAUCUACAUGUGGACCAAAAAUACUGCCUCCUGUCCCAGCCUUGCCGCCAUUAUUUCCUCUUACCAUAGAUGCAGCCUUAGUUAGCAAUGACAUGGAAUAUGAGCUGAGGGGCCUCGUCGCAGAACACAGAAGAGACCUUGGAUUAAGCACUGUUUGGKAUGAUGAACUAUGUUACAUCUUGACGCCUGCCCUGGCUGCCUAUGAACUGGAGCACUGUACUGGAAUCACAGCAGGCAAUGAGGAGUUUCAACAGGCUAUAAGACUUGCUAUUCCCGACGGGCACACCUUCAAGGGGUAUCCCAUUCAGUUUGUACACAGAAAUGCUAGAAGGGCCUUCGCUUCAUGUCUAAGAUCCCCAGUGUGCGAGGAAAUAGUAUGUUGUCGUGGUGACCAUGUCAGGCUUGCAGUAAGGGUCAGAGUAUUUGCAUACCCAGAGAGUGCCUGUGCAACAUGGAUCAUGUUUGCCGUCAAGUAUAAAUCAGUAUCAUAGCAUCCGGCAUGCAUGCUUAUAUCACUUAUUAAUGGCUCAAGUCUGAGACACAACCACAUCACAUACAAGCACACUACGAGAACCAUGUAAAUAGUAUAACCACCGGGGAAGUAUUACUAAUGACAUACAUGUACUCUCAGACCCUCCCCACCCCUUAGAAAUUCCAACCCACCCCCCCUCCAUGGGGGAGGUAUAGGUAGUUUUUGAUACUCUCCUCAAACUCUCCCCACUCCUUGGAAAUUCCAAUCCCCCUUCAUGGAGGAGGUAUGGAUAUUUUCUGAUACUACACGAUAUACCCUCCUCAGACCCUCCCCACCCCUUGGAAAUUCCAAUCCCCCUCCAUGGGAGAGGUAUGGAUAUUUUCUGGAACUACACAAUAUACCCUCCUCAGACCCUCCCCACCCCUUGGAAAUCCCAAUCUCCUCCAUGGACGAGACAUUUUAUUGAACUUCACAAUAAUCCUCCUGAGUGGGAGAGGACAGGGGGGGAGUUAUUUUCUAGAAAAUACAAACACAAGUCCAAGAAUAUUCAUCUAUAUAUUUUGUAACCAAUAACUUAUUACAAUACUUGCUUGUGGUUAUUAUUUUUCUUGUAUAAAAGACUAGUCGAUAUUAAAUAGUGCAUGGAAGAAAUGGUGGAUAGAGAUGAUGUAAAUAGUACAUACAAUGUGCACUCUUUGUACAAACAUACAAUAAAACAGAGAAAAUGUUGUAA